Messenger RNA from Arabis nemorensis, 2634 nucleotides. NCBI's taxonomy places the organism in Eukaryota, Viridiplantae, Streptophyta, Magnoliopsida, Brassicales, Brassicaceae. The record is from the annotation of a GenBank genome assembly.
AUGACUCUAAACCGUUUAUCAGCCGGAGAUUCGACAAACUCUCACCGAUCCUCUUUCUCCACCGUGGCUGGAACCGAUAAUCAUAAACGGAAAUUCGAGGAUUACGCUGAUUACGGCGUUGAUUUCUUCCAGAAGAUGAAGAAACAAGAGGUCGACGCCGAUCAUAUCUCGGAGUUGCAACAAUCGUGGAUUCCGAGGAGAUCCGGUGAGAAUUCUGGUCACAAUCGGUUAUUACCUUCGUCUGAUGAAGAGUGUUCUUCUUCAUCUGCUGCUGCCGCUUCCGAGUCGACUCGGUUACAACUCUUCGUUAGGAUGAUGUCUGGAGGUAAAACGAUUGUGAUCCACGCCGAUAAAAACGAUACUGUGGAGAAGCUUCAUCAGAGAAUCGAGUGGAAAACGAAGAUUCCGGUGAUUGAGCAAAGGAUUAUCUAUGAAGGUAAGCAGCUUCAAUUCGAACACUUGCUUAGCUACUACUCGAUCGAACAAGACGCUUCGCUUCACCUCGUUGGUCGGAUGCAGAGCACUGAGCAUCCAGUUGCUUGGCAAACGAUUGAUGCUAUCAUGUUAACUGUCUCUCGAUUGUACAGAGGUGAGAAUCUUCAUGGAGGUAUUUCAACUAUCAAUGAGAAGAUAGUUACGUUUUUCACCAUGAUUCCGGUCGAAAACGAGGAUUCCAUUGCGAAAUAUCUUAGGAUUUUCUCGAGUUCUUCUGCUCCUGCUGCUCUGGUUAUGCUCUAUGCUUCGUCUUCUUCAGAACCUUACAAAUCCUGUGCUAAGAGUCCUAUUAAGCUCUUCUUGAAUAAUUGCAUAGCCUUGCGUAGGAAUCAGCAGACUUACUGUGUACCGGCUGUGUUAGACUUUUGUAGAUUGCUUAGGAAAGUUUCCCCUGAUGAAAAGCUGUAUUCGUCUUCUCGGAGCGUCUUGGGUACACUGUUGGAAUCUAUUGAUAUUUCUGGUAGGUUCCAUGUUUUUGUGGAGGAGAUUUUCCCUUUCUUUUGCGAGUUAGCUGAUAUUGUGGUGAAAGAGUUAGUCCAGGGUUCAGGGCCUAGUUCCUCUGAUGUGGAGAAAUUCUCUUCCUUUUGGAAACCCUUGAUGAACGCCAUUCAAUCCCAAGUUCCCUGCUCGUUUCCCAUAGCUUUACCUCUGCGGAAUAUUGCAUUGGAGGCAGAGAUCGAACAGCUCCAUCGGUUGUUUACAAUCUUGUUGCAUACAAUGGACAGUUGUAUGAGUCGAGUCGAAUCUUGGUUGGGUAAAAAAGGAACAGGAAACAGUGAAACGUCUAUGUCUGAAUCGUGGUCUCAAUAUCUACCUGUUCUGAAGAUCAUCAGUUCAAUUUCUAAAAUCUAUCAAGGUGCUAAGGAACUGGUAGCUAGUAUGUUAAAUUCCAGGAAAGCUUCGUUCUGCACCCUCAUUUUGAAAUUUGCAAAAAGAGGCGAUGAUCACGAUUGGAUCCUUGAGUAUAUGGAAUCGACCAACUUUGAAGUUAGACGGCAUCUGGCAAUGAUGUUGUUUCCUGAGGUGAAAGAAGAGUUUGAUGAGAUGCACGAAAUGCUCAUUGAUCGGUCCAACUUGUUAGCAGAAUCGUUUGAGUACAUAUCUGGCGCAAGCCGUGAGGCACUUUUUGGUGGACUGUUCAUGGAAUUCAAGAAUGAGGAAGCUACAGGUCCUGGUGUUCUACGAGAAUGGUUCUAUUUGGUAUGUCGAGAGAUAUUUAAUCCGCAAAAUGCUCUAUUCCUUCGAUCUCCUGAUGAUUUCAGAAGGUUUUCUCCAAAUCCAGCGUCCAAGGUGGAUCCGUUGCAUCCAGGUUUCUUCGAGUUCACAGGUCGUGUGAUUGCCUUAGCUUUGAUGCACAAAGUUCAAGUGGGUGUGCUAUUCGACCGUCCUUUCUUCCUACAAUUGGCCGGACUGCAAAUUUCUUUGGAAGAUAUUAAGGAAACGGAUCGAAUCAUGUACAAUAGCUGCAAAGAGAUUCUAGAAAUGGAUCCAGUGUCUUUCGAUUCAAGCGGGGGUCUCGGUCUAACAUUCGUUAUGGAAACCGAAGAGCUGGGGAAAAGGGAUACCAUAGAGCUAACUGACAAGGGGAAUGACAUUGCUGUUAACAGCGAGAACAGGAAAGAAUACGUCGAUCUCCUCAUUAAACAGCGAUUUGCCAGAUCAAUCUCCAAACAAGUAUCGCAGUUUUCUCGGGGUUUCACGGAUAUGCUUUCAGCAGGUGUGCCGCUCAAGUCCUUUUUCAAUAGACUAUACCUAGAGGAUCUCGAUGGGAUGCUUCGAGGAGGAGAAAACCAAAUAAGCAUAGAUGAUUGGAAAGCACACACAGAGUACAACGGAUUCAAAGAGACCGACCGCCAAAUAGACUGGUUCUGGAAGAUUCUGAAGAAAAUGACAGAGGAGGAAAAGAAGAGUAUACUCUUCUUUUGGACAUCGACUAGGUUUAUACCAUUGGAAGGAUUUAGAGGAUUAUCAUCAAAGCUUUAUCUCUAUAGAUUAUACGAAGCUAAUGAUCGCCUUCCGACAUCUCAAACUUGCUUUCACCGUCUCUGUUUGCCAAAAUACCCGACGAUGGCGAUCAUGGAACAACGCCUCCGAGUCAUUGCUCAAGAUCAUGUCAGCUCCAGUUUCGGUAACUGGUGA